CCGGAAAACGAAACAAGAACAAGUCCCCGCUACCGCGGUCCAACCACCAACAGCAGCAGCAAGCAGCAGCAGCAGCAGCAGCAACAACAACAAGACGAACGAAACGACCCACUCGACCGUGUAGUUUUCGUUUGCGAAUACCAUGGCGGUACCGGCCCAGCUCAAAGCAGUCCAGCACCACCUGCGGACCGCCCAAGAACACGAGAAGCGCGACCCUGUGGUGGCUUACUACUGCCGCCUGUACGCCAUGCAGACGGGAAUGAAGCUGGACAGCAAAACUCCUGAGUGCCGCAAGUUCCUCGUCAAGCUCAUGGACCAGCUUGAGUCGAUGAAGAUGGAGUUGAGCGACAACGACUCCAUCACUCAGGAGGUGGUGGGCAACGCCCACAUUGAGAACUACGCCCUCAAGAUGUUCCUGUACGCCGACAACGAGGACCGAGCGGGACGAUUCCACAAGAACAUGAUCAAGUCCUUCUACACGGCCAGUCUGCUGCUGGACGUCCUCUCCGUCUUCGGAGAGUUGUCCGAUGAGAACAUCCAGCACAGGAAGUACGCCCGCUGGAAGGCCGCAUACAUCCACAACUGCCUGAAGAACGGCGAGACGCCCGAGGCCGGCCCCACCGGCAUGGAUUUGGACCAGGAAGCGGAUGGCGAUGAAGGUUUCUCGGGUCACGCCUUCUCGCAGGGCGGCUCCUUCCGAGUCUCCUCUGAGGACGCGGGCGGGGCCGCGGCGCCGGGCAUCGGCUUCACGGCGGGCUCCGAAUCGGGACCGUCGGGACCCCCCUCCAUCUUCGGCAAUGUCCACGUCCCCCCCGGCGCACACGCCCCCGCCAACACGCCAGCAGGUAGCCACGCCCACCUCAGCGAAGGGUCGGACGGUCGCUCACGCGUGUCGUGCGACUCGACAGACGCCGUCAAACCGGUGCCGACGGCCAGGACCACCGCGCACGCCGCCGACCUCCCGACGGGCCAGCAGCAAGGUGACGUCCGCCUCUCGGCCGAGGACUUCACCAAGGCCCAGAAGUACUGCAAGUACGCUGGCAGUGCCCUCCAGUACGAGGACGUGCCCACGGCUGUCCACAACCUCCAGAAGGCCCUCAAACUGCUCACCACUGGAAAAGAAUGACUCCUUUGUCUGUCCGUCUGGCUGCGUCUAUCUGCACCAUCUCAUCAGCUCUGCACGCACGCACACACACGCACAUGCACGCACGC
This is a messenger RNA of Syngnathus acus (greater pipefish), 1212 nucleotides long. It is a transcript of the gene vta1, whose product is annotated as vesicle (multivesicular body) trafficking 1. NCBI's taxonomy places the organism in Eukaryota, Metazoa, Chordata, Actinopteri, Syngnathiformes, Syngnathidae. Gene Ontology annotation, cellular component: multivesicular body. Bases 143 to 1126 code for a protein of 327 amino acids. The record is from RefSeq and is a predicted model, not a curated record. The transcript has 7 exons. Gene Ontology annotation, biological process: late endosome to vacuole transport via multivesicular body sorting pathway.